UGGUAGAGGAAUCCGCCAGAGGUUCCUGCAGGGUGAGAGCCUGAUGUGAAGAGGCGGAUAUGCCAGGGCAAGGUGGAUGAAUGAGCAAGAGCGUGGUCAGACAAGCCGAGUCGGUAGCCGUGGGAGCAGUGCGGUACAAAGCAGUGGGCAGAGAAUGGUCGGGUCACACGCCAGGUCAGCAACAGAAGAACAGAUCCACAAGGGGGCAUCCAGAAGGGAGGUCAGGCGAGCCAGGGGUCAGAGCAGGAGAGAACAGCCAGGUCAGCAACAAAUUCGAGUCAGCAGGAAUCACAGAACAAGAUCAGGAACACAGGGAGACCAAACGGCACCACCUGUCAGCGCAGGGCGAUUU
Staurois parvus is the source of this 352-nucleotide messenger RNA. NCBI's taxonomy places the organism in Eukaryota, Metazoa, Chordata, Amphibia, Anura, Ranidae. The record is from the annotation of a GenBank genome assembly.